Molecule: messenger RNA, 3297 nt
Organism: Pseudomassariella vexata
Lineage: Eukaryota; Fungi; Ascomycota; Sordariomycetes; Amphisphaeriales; Pseudomassariaceae
Product: glycoside hydrolase family 3 protein
Exons: 10
Coding region: 369-3200 (943 amino acids)
Biological process (GO): xylan catabolic process; arabinan catabolic process
Cellular component (GO): plant-type cell wall
Molecular function (GO): alpha-L-arabinofuranosidase activity; xylan 1,4-beta-xylosidase activity
Source: RefSeq, a predicted model, not a curated record
CUUGUGUAAUACCACCUAAGUCUCUUUUCAUGGCAAGAUAUCUCCAAUGUCUGCUGCUUUGAAGUUGCUCCCCGUGUAGCAUUUAUUAUGGGUCCUCGCCCAUUUUACCCCAUGUCCAGGGUUCUUAGCGCGAGUGGUAUCGGCAUGUAACGUUUCCCAUUUCCCAGCUACCGAUACUGAACACGACAUCGCGAUAGGUCAGGUCCAAAGCAACGCUCAUCAUUCAAUUUUCUGAUUGUUAUUAUUUCACAUAUUUGAUUGCAAUAGCUACAUUGCUUCACGCUGAGGCACCAUCUCUGUGCGAAAUCCUACCAGUGGACAGUUUCGUUCUCUUUUAUUCGGGUAUCACGUUGACAAAUGAUUACAUUAUGUACUUGCACACUUGGAUCUUGUUUGUGCCUUUAAUAGGGUACUUAAACACAGCGAAUGGCUUUGACAUUAUUGACCAGCAACCGCUCGUAAGAACCCAGCAGAGCGGGGUUGGAUCCGAUAAGGAUGCGUUCAUAGAUGAUUUGAUAGGGAAAAUGACACUCCCUGAUCUUGUCCUUCAGAUGCACCUGAUGUUUGGCGAUGACAUCGUCGGUCCAAACUCGGAUAAUGGGCUUUACGACUAUACCAUGCGAUUCAGCCCAGAAUCUCCUGUAGGAGUUAUCCAAGAUUGGUACCCGAUCAACACGUCAAAAUACAACGAGCUGCAAGAGCUCAACCUAAACAAGUCUCGGCUCCACAUCCCAUUUAUGCAUAUCGGUGAAUGUCUUCAUGGAGUGGGAUCUUUCAAACAGUCCAUGUUUCCACAAAGCAUCGGGCUAUCAGCAUCUUUCCAUAGCGACCUGGUGUACCGCGUAGGACGAGCCAUCGGUACUGAAGCGAGGUCCAUUGGGAUACACGCGUGCCUUUCACCCGUGCUAGAUCUCGGACUAGACCCGCGCUGGGGCAGACUUCAAGAGGCCUGGGGCGAAGACAAGAUCCUGACCUCGAUCAUGGGCGUGGCAUACUCAUCAGGAUUAUCAAAAAAUGGUUCAUGGUCCGACACGGAUGCUGUUGCUCCCGUUAUAAAGCAUUUCGCCGCCCACGGCUCGCCACAAGCGGGACAUAAUGCAGCACCAUUCAUCGGACAGGGCACCCGUCAGAUGCUUCAAGACUUAGUUUUGCCCUUCAAGUCGGCGAUACAGCUGGGAUAUGCGAGGGGCAUCAUGAUGGCGUAUAAUGAGUUCGACGGCCUGCCCGCCGCCAUCAAUCCACUUCUCUACGAGUUGCUGCAUGAAUGGGGAUUUGACGGUUUCGUCAUAGCAGACGACUUGGGAAUGGAGGAGUUACAAACGUGGCAUAAAGUGGCAGAAACGCCCAAAGAUGCUAUCAAGCAGUGGUUCAAUGCAGGUGGGAUGAUUCAGUACUACGACUACCCAUUGGAAACCUUUCUCAACGAAACAGUCGCGUUGGUAGACGAAGGCGAGGUUUCCUUGAACACCCUUCAGGCCCAUGUUCGAAGAAUCUUAAGUCUCAAAUGGGACCUCGGGCUUUUCAACGAACCCUUUGUGCCGUCUACCGUUGAGCCCCUAGAAAUUGUGGCGAGUCAUCGGGACUUGGCUUUAGAAGCAGCGCACAAAAGCAUUGUCUUACUGCGCAAUGAAAAUGACACACUGCCGAUCGAUCCAGAGAUCCAGAAGAUCAGAAAGAUCGCGCUCAUUGGUCCUUUCAUUGAUGAGGUAAACUACGGGGGCUACUCGGGACAAUGGGGCCAGUAUCCAAUCGGCAAUGCGUCCACUUUACGGCAGGCUGUACUACAACACAUCGAGAAUGGGAAGCUGGACGUCACAAUUGAGUCGGGUUGGGGAGCAAAUUCAUGGGAGUAUAAUGCGCAAUACGCCAUCCCACCUUAUCUGCUUUCCGUCAACGGAGCCCCUGGCGGCCUGCUGGCGACUUACUACGCAUAUCCGAACUUUACAGAGCCCUUGGCCCCAAUCGUCGAGACACCAGUUCUGGAUUGGGGAUUAUAUCCCCCACCCGGUCUACCGAGCAACAACUUUAGUGCCGUUUGGGAGGGUCAACUUGAGUCCCCUGUCGACACAGAUAGUGUUGAAGGUUGGAUCGGCCUCGCAAUAUCUGCUAACUCCUCCGCAAAAAUAUACAUCGAUAACAACUUGAUAGUCUCAUCAGACUACUCGUCAGAUGGCACCAUCAUCCCCAACAUCAUGUCAUUUCCUUUCAUCGAGAAUAACAGCACCUCCCCUCCAGCCGGAGGCGCGGCCUUCACAUUUACCAAGAGCGUUACCUACAACAUCCGCAUCGAGUUCCAAACCUGGAACAACGCCAAGAAAACAGCCAACGAAGGCUCUCUAAAUUCUCAAAUCCUGCUCUUCUGGAAUCUAGUAGGCUUCCAGGACGACGCCGUCUCAAAAGCAGUAGCCGCCGCAAACUCAUCCGAUCUGAUCCUGCUAUCCCUAGGCGCAGCCUGGAACAGCGAUGGCGAGAACGCCGAUCGAGCAACACUGGGCCUCUCGCCCAACCAAGACGCCCUUGCUCAAGCGGUCUACGCCCUAGGCAAACCCGUCGUCCUCGUCCUCCAGGGCGGCCGUCCCUUCGCCAUACCAGAGUACUACGAACAGUCCGCUGCGGUACUGAACGCCUUCUUCCCCGGACAGUCUGGGGGACAGGCUAUUGCCGAUGUGCUCUUUGGUGACGAGACGCCCGGGGGGAAAAUGCCGGUCACGGUGCCCAGACAUGUGGGGCAGGUGCCAGCCUAUUACAACUACAAGCCGUCGGCGAGGGUUGCAAAGUAUGCUGAUCUGGAUACGAGGCCUUUCUAUCCUUUUGGUUAUGGAUUGUCUUAUACCACAUUUGCGGUCUCGGCUUUCACGACCGCUAAAAGUACCUUCACCGCUGGGGCCGAGAUCGAGUUUUCUGUCAAGGUCAAGAACAAAGGAAAGGUUCGCGGAAGCUAUGUGGCUCAGGUAUAUUUGCUAGGGCGGGUCUCUCAAAUUACGCAGCCGGUGAGACAACUUGUCGCGUUUCAGCGGGUGUACCUGGAUCCGCGGGAGGAAACCACUGUGUUGCUUCAUCUGGAGGUCGACCGUUAUCUGCCCAUAUUGAAUAGGGCUUACAAAUGGAAGUUGGAAAAAGGGAACUACACUUUUGCGCUUCUCGACCACGGCGGAGAUGAUGCAGACACGGGUCUCAAUGUUACCUUGACCAGUGUUUAACCAAUUGCGUCCUCGAAGGUAGGUUUGCAUGAUCCAGAGUUCAUGCAGAUGUCCCAUUGUACUUAUACAAGAUAUUGCUUCAACCCCAAGCUGCCUA